This is a messenger RNA of Microcebus murinus (gray mouse lemur), 2426 nucleotides long. Its product is annotated as guanylate-binding protein 2. Lineage: Eukaryota; Metazoa; Chordata; Mammalia; Primates; Cheirogaleidae. Gene Ontology annotation, molecular function: GTP binding; GTPase activity. The record is from RefSeq and is a predicted model, not a curated record.
UUGUUGAGUCACUCUGCCUUGAACAAAAGUACUUUCUGUUUCAUAUUACUUUAAAUUCAUUUCAGAGGUGGCUCAACUUCUAAUUAUUUGGUCACUCUUAUCCAGGAAGCUCCACAACACUGGAGCGGUAGCGAGAGACAGAGAAGUGAUAGAAAUCACUCCACCCAAACCGAGGAGAAAAAGAACAGACAAGGGAAGACCUGGACAUGGCCUCAGAGAUCCACAUGCCAGGCCCAGUGUGCCUCAUUGAGAACACCAAAGGGCAACUGAUGGUUAAUCCAGAAGCCUUGAAGAUCCUGUCUGCCAUUGCCCAGCCUGUGGUGGUGGUGGCUAUCGUGGGCCUCUACCGCACGGGCAAGUCCUACCUGAUGAACAAGCUGGCUGGGCAGCAAAAGGGUUUCUCUCUGGGCUCCACAGUGCAAUCUCACACCAAAGGAAUCUGGAUGUGGUGUGUGCCUCAUCCCAAGAAGCGAGAACAUGCCUUAGUUCUGCUAGACACCGAAGGCCUGGGAGAUGUAGAAAAGGGUGACAACCAGAAUGACUCCUGGAUCUUUGCCCUGGCCAUCCUCCUGAGCAGCACCUUUGUGUACAACAGCAUGGGAACCAUCAACCAGCAGGCCAUGGACCAACUACACUAUGUGACAGAGCUGACAGAUCAAAUCAGAGCAAAAUCCUCACCUGAAGAGAAUGAGGUUGAGGAUUCAGCUGAGUUUGUGAGCUUCUUUCCAGACUUUGUGUGGACUCUGAGAGAUUUCUCCUUGGACUUGGAAACAGAUGGAAAAACCAUCUCAGCAGACCAGUACCUGGAGCAUUCUCUGCAGCUAAAGCACGGUACCAGUCAAAAAGUUAAAAAUUUUAAUCUGCCCCGUCUCUGUAUCCGGAAGUUCUUCCCAAAGAAGAAAUGCUUUAUCUUCGAUCGGCCUACUCAUCGGAAGAGGCUAGCCCAGCUUGAGACACUACAUGAGGAUGAUCUAGAACGUGAUUUUGUGCUACAAGUUGCAAUCUUCUGUUCCUACAUCUUUAGCAAUUCCAAAAUUAAAACACUUUCAGGAGGCAUCAAGGUCAAUGGACCUCGCCUAGAGAACCUGGUGCUGACCUAUGUCAGUGCCAUCAACAGUGGGGAUCUGCCCUGCAUGGAGAACGCAGUCGUGGCCUUGGCCCAGAUAGAGAAUUCGGCUGCAGUGCAAAAGGCCAUUGCCCACUACGACCAGCAGAUGGGCCAGAAGGUGCAGCUGCCCACAGAGACCCUCCAGGAGCUCCUGGACUUACACAGGGCCAGUGAAAAAGAAGCCAUUGAAAUCUUCAUCAGGAGUUCAUUCAAAGAUGUAGACCAUCUAUUUCAAAAGGAAUUAGCGGCCCAGCUAGAAAAAAGGCGGGAUGACUUUUGCAAACAGAAUGUGAAAGCAUCAUCAGAUCGUUGUUCAGCUUUACUUCAGGAUAUUUUCAGUCCGCUAGAAGAAGAAGUGAAGAAGGGUAUUUACUCUAUACCAGGGGGCUAUCGUCUCUUUAUGCAGAAGAUACAAGACCUGAAGAAAAAAUACCUUCAGGAACCGAGGAAGGGGAUACAGGCUGAAGAGACGCUGCAGAUGUAUUUGAAUUCCAAGGAGUCUGUGACUGAUGCAAUUCUACAAACAGACCAGACUCUCACAGAAAAGGAAAAGGAGAUUGAAGUGGAACGUGUGAAAGCUGAAUCUGCACAGGCUGCAGCAAAAAUGUUGGAGGAAAUGCAAAAGAAAAAUGAGCAGCUGAUGGAACAGAAAGAGAAGAGCUAUCAGGAACAUGUGAGACAGUUGACAGAGAAGAUGGAGACAGACAGGGCCCAGCUGUUGGCAGAGCAAGAGAGGACCCUCGCUCUUAAACUUGAGGAACAGGCCCGACUGCUGCGGGAGGGAUUCCAAAAUGAGAGCCAACGACUUCAAAAUGAGGUACAGACUCUCAAGAGGAACAUAAGCAGACCAAGAAAGAGAUGUACCAUAAGCUAAAAACAUAAAGAGUAGAGCUUUCCCGUCACCCUUACCCAAGGCAUAACUGAAACAAUUUUAGAAUUGCACUUGAUAAUCAUUAGGUCUUGCAUUGUAACACUAGAGGUUUGCAAAUAUAGGCAAUAUAAUAAUUAAAAUCAUGUUCAUAUUCUAAAAUAAUUGUCAAUUGUGUAACAAGGAUGCAUUUCACCUUUGUAGUAGCACAGGAGGGAUCAUGAGCUGGUAAGUAAAAGUCUUGGGGCAUAGUUGAGUACCAGUUUGGUCAAGUAUAAACUUGGGUCAGGGACAACUCUCCCAGCUUCUUAGUGAAGACCAUGUACAGUUCUCCAUUAUGUCAAUGCCAGUCUAUGAACAAUAAUGUGUUUUCAGGACAUUAUCAAUGUAUAAUCCUCACUAUGGACUUUAAGCUAAAGCAAACCACUUAAUAUUAUAUAAAGAUCUAGA